Molecule: messenger RNA, 542 nt
Organism: Volvox carteri f. nagariensis
Lineage: Eukaryota; Viridiplantae; Chlorophyta; Chlorophyceae; Chlamydomonadales; Volvocaceae
Exons: 4
Biological process (GO): protein phosphorylation; signal transduction
Cellular component (GO): cytoplasm
Molecular function (GO): protein kinase activity; ATP binding
Source: RefSeq, a predicted model, not a curated record
GCAACGUACUGCUCAAGUCGUCCUCCAGCGACCCACGGGGCUUCACGUGCAAGCUGUCCGACUUCGGGCUGGUCAACUUGCUGCGGACGGAGAGGGAGGAGGAGGGCGGAGCGGAGCAGGACGCCGAGCAGCAAGAGCCGGAGGGGGAUGCCGGCAGGGAGGGCAGGAGGGCGGGUGGGGGGGCCUCGGCAAGUGGUGGAAGUGGAGGCAGCACGGCGGCGACGAGGCCGAGCUCGAGUGGACACCGGCCGUGGAUGCGAAAUGCAGAUGCGGCGGGCACGGUCACCCAUUUGGCACCCGAGUGCUUUGAACCAGAUCGCAAGCUGGAUGCGUCAGUGGACAUUUACGCGUUCGGCAUCGUGAUGUGGGAGGUCUUCACACGCAAGCCACCCUAUGCGGAGUUCGCACCCAACUUUGAGGCCACCGUGGAGGAGGGCGAUGUACACUACCACAUUGCACUACGUUGCGACAUUCAUUUUCCCCUCCUGCUCAGCCCGUCGAGGACCUUCGUCUCUUGGUUGGGACACCCGCAGCCCCUGUAA